Molecule: messenger RNA, 2525 nt
Organism: Dimorphilus gyrociliatus
Lineage: Eukaryota; Metazoa; Annelida; Polychaeta; Dinophilidae
Source: the annotation of a GenBank genome assembly
AAUUUUGCCUUUACUUGCCGUUAUCGCUCAUAUAAUAAGCUUCAAACGGUAAAUAAAUAUGAUUUUCUUACAUAUUCUUUUUAGAUAGUUUUUGUCAAUCGUCAUUUAUGAUUUCUAUAAACUUCUUAAUUGUUUACAACCCUAAGAGCGCCACCUAUCGCAUACAAAAAGCAAAAUAAAGAGCAAAAUAAUCGAUUGCGAAUACGCCAACGUCGUUUUCUGUAGAUUAAUAUUAAUGAGCACAGUCACAGCUGCAAAGCGCCUGCUGGGUUUUUCGAACUCCAAAAGUAAGUCCAUAAACCGGAAUAUUUUGUUGCAGUGCAUUAUCGAUCUGGAUUUAUAUUAUCGUAGGAAAGGAAUUUGAAAGAAAUUGGCAGAAAAUUGGGCGGCGUUCAGGUCGUUGUGAAGAAACAGCUGUUUUAAGAUAAUUAGUGCAGAAGUAGUCAAGUGAUCUUUAGUUGUGUAGGAUUAUGUGGGACAAUUAGAAUCUAAAAGACAAUAUGGAACAGUCUAGUCUAGUAGAGGAUACAGAAGAUAAGAGAAAAAAGGCACCAGAUUGGGAGAGAUUCGGUCUCAGUAAUGAACAACGUAAAGAGACAGAAAAAGGACAAGAAGUAGAAGGAAUUUAUCAAGAUGAUUCGCAAAGAAAUGAACUUUUUAGCGAAGAUCAGUCAGCUAGGAGUAAACCAUGGUGGAUGUCCACAUUUUUCAUAACAGAACCUGUUUUAUUUGGAACGUGGGAUGGUGUAUUUACAUCAUGUAUGAUAAAUAUAUUUGGUGUGGUUAUCUUUUUACGAACAGGCUGGAUGGUCGGCAAUGCUGGAAUAGGCUUUUCUAUGCUGAUUAUUCUCAUGACCAUUGCUGUAGCUUUAAUAGCCGUUAUGAGUGCUAUAGGAGUAUGUGAACGUUGUAGAAUGGAAAGUGGCGGCGUAUACUUUCUAAUAAGUCAUGUACUUGGUUCUCGGAUAGGUGCUUCCGUCGGAAUCGUCUAUUGUUUUGGACAGGCUGUCGCUUGCUCUUUAUACGUUGUAGGUUUUGGAGAAUCUAUUGCCGCUCUAUUCAAUAACCACAACGAAUGGGUUUCAAGAGGUAUAGCCAUUGGAGUAGUUUUCCUAUUACUGGGUAUAAAUGUAGCAGGAGUAAAAUGGGUUAUACGUCUUCAACUCCUAUUGCUUACAAUCCUAUUCGUUGCCGUAUUGGAUUUUCUUGUUGGUAGUUUUGUCCAUACUGAUCCAGAUCAUGGAUUUAUUGGAUAUGAUUCUUCAACGCUAGCUAACAAUACCCAUCCAGGUUAUCUACCGGGUGAAACCUUUUUCACCGUGUUCGGUGUCUUCUUCCCAACGGCUACUGGAGUUUUUGCUGGUAUUAACAUGUCUGGAGAUCUUAAGAAUCCAGCAAGAAAUAUACCGAUAGGCACUUUGUCUGCGGUUGGAGUGAGCUCCUUCCUUUAUCUGGCUUUUUCCGUCGUUUUGGGCGCAACUUGCCUAAGAGACGUUUUACAAACGGAUUAUAUGAUUGCCGAAAAGGUUUCCGUAGUUGGUGUUCUCUUCCUCUGUGGACUUUACAUCUCCUCCAUUUCGUCCUGUAUGGGCGGUUUGUACGGAGCUCCACGGAUUCUUCAAUGCAUAGCCACCGAGAACGUUAUACCCCAUCUCAAAUUUCUUGGUCACGGGAGAGGAGCGAAUAAGGUUCCAGUAUAUGCUUUAGUAGUCGUCACACUCGUCACUCUCCUUUUCAUCUUUAUUGGAAAUGUUAACACUCUUGGACCGAUAGUAACCAUGCCAUUUAUGUUGACUUACGCAGCCGUCGAUUAUACUUAUUUUGCUCUUGCGAUGAGUUUUGAUAAGAGAUCGAAACGAGAAAAGAGAUAUGCCGAAGGUCUCUUAGAUUCUGAAGCUUCACCUGAGCAUAAAUCAGCAUCUGGGUAUGGUUCAAUCAAGAAAAAAGAUGAUUUAGAUAAUCUAUUUCCGGAAAGAAGGCAGCACGAACCAGGACAACAGGAAGUUAAACCAACCAAUGAUCUAAAUUCUCCAACCUUUUACGAAACGGAGAAAAAUCCUACUAACACUGACGAUACCACAGGACUGUUGGAUUCCAAUGCUCCAAGAUCUGCCAAUGCAGAAAUUACCAGACAACCUCGAUCCUUCUACUCAUUCUUUUGCAACCGUUGGUUUUCCCUCAUUGGGUGCGCUGCCUCCCUGCUUAUUAUGUUUAGUAUUCAAUGGAUCUAUGCUCUAUGUAAUAUAGCUGUUGUUUCCGUUGUUUUCCUCUAUAUUGGUCAAACAAAUCCGGGUGUCUUCCCUGGAAUAGCAGAGUUUAGUCUAUUUAUAUGGAUAAGAGACGGAGUGAAAAAUUGUUGUCGAAGGGGUGAUGCCCCCCAAGAGCAAAUGAUAAUUCAAUCCACCGGACCUAAUUUGUGCACAAAGCCGGCUCAAUUGACUGAAGAUAACGAAGAUUUUGCAGAAAGAGGACGAUAUCAUCAAUCAGAAGUGGUAAAACGAGAAAAUUUCGAUGACUACGAUUAA